AGCUACCUACAGGGGCCAAAUCAAAACAAGCCUGCACCUCAGCUACACACUUUUUGUAGGGUCAAGACCAUCACUAUGAGCCAGCUGGGGUUACGGUAAGGUGCACAGGAGCUUCUCUGGCAGGCAGGCUUGUUCAAUCUGAACACUCAUCCCACCCAGGCAGGAGCUUACUACAGACGUAAGACGUACAGACUAGCAUCUUAUCUGGGGUGAGAGAACAGCCUUAAGUACAGUCUGAAACAAAUGGCCUCCACAAAUGAAGAGGAUAAGGACCCUGACAUUGAGCUGUUUGUAAAGGCAGGCAGUGAUGGAGAGAGCAUUGGGAACUGCCCGUUCUCUCAAAGGCUCUUCAUGAUCCUGUGGCUGAAGGGAGUGGUGUUUAAUGUCACUACUGUAGAUCUGAAAAGAAAACCGGCUGAUCUCCAUAAUCUGGCCCCAGGAACACACCCACCCUUCCUCACCUUCAAUGGAGAAGUACGGACUGACGUCAACAAGAUCGAGGAGUUCCUAGAGGAGAUGCUAGCGCCACCAAAGUAUCCCAAACUAGCUGCAAAGAACAGGGAGUCAAACACGGCAGGAAAUGACAUCUUUGCUAAGUUCUCUGCGUAUGUUAAGAACACAAAGCCUGAGGCUAAUGCCAGCCUUGAGAAGGGCCUGUUGAAAGCCUUGAGAAAACUAGACAACUUCCUCAACUCCCCUCUACCUGAAGAGAUUGAUGCAGACAGCAUGGAAGAGGAAAAGUGCUCCACUCGCAAAUACCUGGAUGGCAACGAAUUAACACUAGCAGACUGCAACCUCCUCCCUAAACUGCAUGUUGUCAAGGUUGUUUCCAAGAAAUACCGUAACUUUGACAUCCCAACAGAGUUCACUGGAGUGUGGCGCUAUCUACAGAAUGCCUAUGCACGGGAUGAGUUCAUCAACACAUGUGCAGCAGACAAGGAGAUAGAGCUGGCCUACCAGGAUGUAGCCAGGAGACUGGCCAAAUGACACCUUAACCGGAUCAUACUUCAAUUAUUCAAUCAUUUUCGUAGACAAAACUACAGUAAGACUCCUCUGGCUUUGAAAGAAGGUGUUGUGUUUAAGAUUCACUCUUCUGUCAGGAGGGAUUUUGGAGUUAUCAGCUUUAUUUUGUGUGUUGCCUUCAGGACUCCAUAUUGGAUUGGUCCUUUAAAUGCCCUAGAUAGACUGUUGCCUGGUCUAACGCUGCCUGUGUACACUUUGCAUGCUGUUGCCAUUUUAUUCCCCUUAUGCAAGUGGCAUGAAUUUGUCUUAUCAGCAACUCUGUAAUGGGCUUGAGAAUACACUGUGCCACUGAAAUCAUUUAAAUAUCUACUCUUAUCAUGCACUGCAGACUGUUUCAGGCAGGGCCAUUUCUGAAACAUAUGGGACUCUAAGCGACAUCUUACUUGUUGGACCCCCACCCUAAUCAUGUUAUUCUGUGUUGGAAAACCUGAUUUAAAAAAGACGUACUCAUUUGGCCUUGUGGUGGCUGUUUCAGGGCCUUAAAGUGAACGUUUUACCACUUGAGAAAUGGCCCUGGUUUCAGACUAUACAUAUAUUUGAGUUUCUAUUGCUGCUACUCUAUUCUACUUUCCUAUACUCAGUCAAAUCAGCAAUGUUGAAUGAAACAAUGUUCUCCAGUGUCUGGUUUAAGUGUGUGCAAGUAAACUGGACUCAACUGAACAGUUUUUUAGUUCAGUGCUGGGGAAUCUGCUCACAUCAUGAAGAAAAAUGUGUUGUAUCAUGUCCUUAGACCAUAAGUGUUUUGCAUAUGUGCAGUUUGGUCUUCACUUGUUUCUGUUGUGUUUCCUUGCAGUGUUCUGGGAACCUUUAUAUGAGAUCAGAAUGUAUUUUGUUUAAAGUGAAUGUAUCCUAAAGCUGAUACUUGCUAUUUAAUGUGCUUAAUCUCAUGUGCUGAACAGUAUUGGAUUUUGAGACUGAACUCUCACUAAGCUCAACUGUGUAAACUACAAUCAGGCAAAGAUUUGUGCAGGUCUACUUGGGAAAAGUCAAACAGUAUAGACAACCAAACAGCAUCAUCUAGUGGUGGAAAAAGUGUAAAGUUAGGUUCUCUAAGUGCAGAAUGUCCUCAUGUUUCUCAAAGGUUAUGAGGUUCAUCAUUAGCCAUAUUGUAAGCAAUCAGAUUGUGCAUUGCAUAAUCAAGAAUGAGACAGCUAAAAGCAUGAUUUUACAAUAAUGUCAAUUGUUCAUGUCCAGUCGUGUACUAAACCACUUGUGAAUUAACUGACGUUUGGGUGUACAUGGUAGUGCAAGAUCUAAUAUUUAUGAUAUAACCCAAAUGACUGAUUGAACUCAUUAUUGGAUAUUUCUCAGGUAUUUCUGUACCUUAAUGAUUCUGCUAAUGUAGUUCAACUCAAUCCUCUUCAAAUCGCAAAUAAAUCUAUUUUUUUAUGCUG
Molecule: messenger RNA, 2417 nt
Organism: Pygocentrus nattereri (red-bellied piranha)
Lineage: Eukaryota; Metazoa; Chordata; Actinopteri; Characiformes; Serrasalmidae
Gene: clic5a
Product: chloride intracellular channel 5a
Exons: 6
Coding region: 244-987 (247 amino acids)
Source: RefSeq, a predicted model, not a curated record